GACUUCCCUAAUCCCAAAAAUCGAUCCACAACUUCCUCGAUUCAUCAACUUAUUGCACCCGCCACAGACGAUCAUACGUCCGAACCCUUCAUAAAUAUUGAUCUCCAGCUCAUUUGAUUCGACAGAAUCUUCAUAUUUAUUUAUGUAUUAAAUUUAAAAGAAUAAAAAGGAAAAACGAAGCUUGUCCUUCUACAGUUCUACACAUAAAACUAUGCAUGUCGUCAAUGAUCGGCGAAGAAACAUACGCUCCCCCCAAUACAUACAAUAAUCGGCGAUGCUGAGGCGUAGACGGGCCAAAAUGUCCGACAACCCGCCGCCUGAGAAAUCGGACGACAAAUCGGGUUCGGAUUUCGGACCUGAACCGGCGGCGAGGGAAUCGAGGAAUAAUUGGGGCUGCGCCGGGAACUGCUGCUGGUUCGUUGGAUGCAUAUGCUCGAUGUGGUGGUUCCUGCUCUUCCUCUACAGCGCGAUGCCGGCGGCGCUGCCGCUGUACUUGACGGAGGCGAUCGCCGGCCCGGCGACGGAGCCGCCGGGAGCGAGGCUGGCAAGGGAGGGCCUGAAAGCGCUGCACCCUGUGGUGUUCGUGCCGGGGAUUGUGACGGGCGGGCUCGAGCUGUGGGAAGGCCACGCCUGCUCAGAGGGGCUGUUCAGGAAGAGGCUUUGGGGCGGCACCUUUGGCGAAGUCUACAAGAGGCUGAAUGCUUUCUCUGGUCUAGCAUGGAAACUUGAUGAGAAACAAGUGAUUGUGGACUGGACAACGCCCUUGUGCUGGGUUGAGCAUAUGUCACUGAAUAAUGAAACUGGGUUAGAUCCUCUGGGCAUAAAGAUCCGUCCUGUUUCUGGCCUUGUAGCAGCUGAUUACUUUGCACCAGGUUACUUUGUUUGGGCAGUUUUAAUUGCCAACUUGGCUCAUAUUGGAUAUGAAGACAAAAAUAUGUUUAUGGCUGCCUAUGAUUGGAGGCUGGCGUUCCAAAAUACCGAGGUUCGGGACCAAACUCUAAGCAGGAUAAAAAGCAACAUAGAGCUCAUGGUUGCUACCAACGGAGGUAAGAAGGUGGUGGUUGUGCCACAUUCAAUGGGUGCUCUGUAUUUCUUGCAUUUCAUGAAAUGGGUCGAGGCACCUGCACCAAUGGGGGGUGGUGGUGGGCCAAAUUGGUGCGCUAGGCACAUAAAGGCUGUAAUGAACAUCGGUGGACCUUUUCUGGGUAUUCCUAAGGCAGUUACAUCAUUGUUCUCUGCCGAAGCCAAGGAUAUAGCAGUUGCAAGGGCCCUUGCGCCAGGUAUUAUGGAUAAGGAUAUAUUUGGUUUUCAAACAUUGCAGCAUGUGAUGCGAAUGACUCGCACUUGGGACUCAGCUAUGUCAUUGUUGCUAAAGGGUGGGGAAACUAUCUGGGGUGGACUUGAUUGGUCCCCUGAAGAAAGUCACAAGUGCAAUUCAAAGAAGACAAUCAACGACAACCAAAAAUCACGACAUAACAAGACUACUGAUUUGCCCAAUUUUAGCAGUGUGAAGUAUGGAAGAUUAUUAUCCUUCGGAAAGGAUGUCACGGAGUUACAUUCAUCAAAGAUCGAGCGUAUUGACUUUCGGGGUGCUUUGAAGGGAAGAAAUUUAGCAAACAUGACCUGCCGUGCUGUAUGGACAGAGUACCACGACAUGGGAAUUGAGGGAAUCAAAGCAGUAGCAGAUCAUAAAGUGUACACAGCUAGUUCAGUCUUGGAUCUUCUUCGUUACGUUGCGCCAAAGAUGAUGCAGCGUGGAGAGGCCCACUUUUCAUACGGAAUAGCCGACAACCUGAAUGACAAAAAAUAUAAUCACUACAAAUACUGGUCAAACCCCCUAGAGACAAAAUUACCAAAUGCUCCCGACAUGGAGAUAUUCUCGAUGUAUGGAGUCGGGAUCCCAACUGAACGAGCAUACGUGUACAAAUUCAGCCCUGCCGCGGACUGCUUCAUCCCUUUCCAGAUCGACUCGUCGGCCGAGGGCCGGGACCACAGCCACUGUCUGAAAGGAGGGGUUUACUCUGUGGAUGGAGACGAGACAGUCCCUGUCCUGAGCGCCGGGUUCACGUGCGCCAGGCUUUGGCGCGGAAGGACGAGGUUCAAUCCCUCGGGCACACGCACUUUUGUUAGGGAAUACAGACACACUCCUCCCUCGACACUUCUUGAGGGCAGGGGAACAAACAGUGGGGCCCACGUGGACAUCAUGGGAAACUCUGCCCUGAUUGAGGAUAUUAUCCGGGUGGCGGCGGGAGGUGGCGGGGAGGAUUUGGGUGGGGACAGGGUGCAUUCGGAGAUCUUCAAAUGGUCGGAUAGGAUUAAGCUGAAACUGUAA
Messenger RNA from Striga asiatica, 2332 nucleotides. Lineage: Eukaryota; Viridiplantae; Streptophyta; Magnoliopsida; Lamiales; Orobanchaceae. The record is from the annotation of a GenBank genome assembly.